AUGGGCCCGUAUCCAGUGGCAUCGUCUGAUCAUCAGUCCAUACAUCAUCCAGACAUCAGUCCACACAUCAGUCCAGACAUCAGUCCAUACAUCAGUCCAGACAUCAGUCCAUACAUCAAUCCAUACAUCAGUCCAGACAUCAGUCCAUACAUCAGUCCAGACAUCAGUCCAUACAUCAAUCCAGACAUCAGUCCACACAUCAGUCCAGACAUCAGUCCAUACAUCAGUCCAUACAUCAGUCCAUACAUCAGUCCAGACAUCAGUCCAUACAUCAGUCCAGACAUCAGUCCAUACAUCAGUCCAUACAUCAGUCCAUACAUCAGUCCAUACAUCAGUCCACACAUCAGUCCAGACAUCAGUCCAUACAUCAGUCCAGACAUCAGUCCAUACAUCAAUCCAGACAUCAGUCCAUACAUCAGUCCAUACAUCAGUCCACACAUCAGUCCAGACAUCAGUCCAUACAUCAGUCCAGACAUCAGUCCAUACAUCAAUCCAGACAUCAGUCCAUACAUCAGUCCAUACAUCAGUCCAUACAUCAGUCUAUACAUCAGUCCAGACAUCAGUCCACACAUCAGUCCAGACAUCAGUCCACACAUCAGUCCAUACAUCAGUCCAUACAUCAGUCCAUACAUCAGUCCAUACAUCAGUCCAUACAUCAGUCCAGACAUCAGUCCAUACAUCAGUCCAUACAUCAGUCCAGACAUCAGUCCAUACAUCAGUCCAUACAUCAGUCCACACAUCAGUCCAGACAUCAGUCCAGACAUCAGUCCAUACAUCAAUCCAGACAUCAGUCCAUACAUCAGUCCAGACAUCAGUCCAGACAUCAGUCCAUACAUCAGUCCAUACAUCAGUCCAUACAUCAGUCCAUACAUCAGUCCAUACAUCAGUCCAUACAUCAGUCCAUACAUCAGUCCAGACAUCAGUCCAUACAUCAGUCCAGACAUCAGUCCAUACAGUCCAGACAUCAGUCCAUACAUCAGUCCAUACAUCAGUCCAUACAUCAGUCCAGACAUCAGUCCAUACAUCAGUCCAGACAUCAGUCCAUACAUCAAUCCAGACAUCAGUCCAUACAUCAGUCCAUACAUCAGUCCAUACAUCAGUCCAUACAUCAGUCCAGACAUCAGUCCAUACAUCAGUCCAUACAUCAGUCCAUACAUCAAUCCAGACAUCAGUCCAUACAUCAGUCCAUACAUCAGUCCAUACAUCAGUCCAUACAUCAGUCCAGACAUCAGUCCAUACAUCAGUCCAUACAUCAGUCCAUACAUCAGUCCAGACAUCAGUCCAUACAUCAGUCCAGACAUCAGUCCAUACAUCAGUCCAUACAUCAGUCCAUACAUCAGUCCAUACAUCAGUCCAUACAUCAGUCCAUACAUCAGUCCAGACAUCAGUCCAUCAUCAGUCCAUACAUCAGUCCAACAUCAGUCCACAUCAGUCAGUCCAACAUCAGUCCAGACAUCAGUCACAGAUCAGUCCUCAGCACAUCAGUCACAUCAGUCCAACAUCAGCCAUACAUCAGUCAUCAGUCCAUACAUCAGUCCAUACAUCAGUCCAUACAUCAGUCCAUACAUCAACAUCAGUCCAUACAUCAGUCCAUACAUCAGUCCAUACAUCAGUCCAGACAUCAGUCCAGACAUCAGUCCAGACAUCAGUCCAUACAUCAGUCCAUACAUCAGUCCAGACAUCAGUCCAUACAUCAGUCCAUACAUCAGUCCAUACAUCAGUCCAUACAUCAGUCCAGACAUCAUUCCAGACAUCAGUCCAUACAUCAGUCCAGACAUCAGUCCAUACAUCAGUCCAGACAUCAGUCCAUGCAUCAGUCCAGACAUCAGUCCAGACAUCAGUCCAGACAUCAGUCCAGACAUCAGUCCAGACAUCAACAUCAGUCCAUACAUCAGUCCAGACAUCAGUCCAUACAUCAGUCCAUGCAUCAGUCCAGACAUCAGUCCAGACAUCAGUCCAGACAUCAGUCCAUACAUCAGUCCAGACAUCAGUCCAUACAUCAGUCCAGACAUCAGUCCAUACAUCAAUCCAGACAUCAGUCCAUACAUCAGUCCAUACAUCAGUCCAUACAUCAGUCCAGACAUCAGUCCACACAUCAGUCCAGACAUCAGUCCACACAUCAGUCCAUACAUCAGUCCAUACAUCAGUCCAUACAUCAGUCCAGACAUCAGUCCAGACAUCAGUCCAUACAUCAGUCCAGACAUCAGUCCAGACAUCAGUCCAUACAUCAGUCCAGACAUCAGUCCAUGCAUCAGUCCAGACAUCAGUCCAGACAUCAGUCCAGACAUCAGUCCAGACAUCAGUCCAGACAUCAGUCCAUACAUCAGUCCAGACAUCAGUCCAUACAUCAGUCCAGACAUCAGUCCAGACAUCAGUCCAUGCAUCAGUCCAGACAUCAGUCCAGACAUCAGUCCAGACAUCAGUCCAGACAUCAGUCCAGACAUCAGUCCAUACAUCAAUCCAUACAUCAGUCCAGACAUCAGUCCAUACAUCAGUCCAUACAUCAGUCCAUACAUCAGUCCAGACAUCAGUCCAGACAUCAGUCCAGACAUCACAUGUUGA
Molecule: messenger RNA, 2562 nt
Organism: Knipowitschia caucasica
Lineage: Eukaryota; Metazoa; Chordata; Actinopteri; Gobiiformes; Gobiidae
Source: the annotation of a GenBank genome assembly